Molecule: messenger RNA, 3377 nt
Organism: Sardina pilchardus (European sardine)
Lineage: Eukaryota; Metazoa; Chordata; Actinopteri; Clupeiformes; Clupeidae
Product: protein NLRC3-like
Exons: 10
Coding region: 104-3028 (974 amino acids)
Biological process (GO): intracellular signal transduction
Molecular function (GO): protein binding
Source: RefSeq, a predicted model, not a curated record
CCAUUUUGUGGAUAAGCAGUUCAACAUUUCUGCAAUGAAGCAUCUCGAAAAUACAAUCGUGUAAGAUCAGGAGGUCCCAGGAAAAGGGGUGUGUUGGCCUAACAUGAGUUCCAGUGAAGAAGAGGAGCAUGACUGUGAGCCUGUGGGCCAUAGGCAGCAGAAGAGACCACACUCUCCUGUACCGAGCUGUGUGUCCAUGAAGAGUGACCAGUCCAUGGAUCUAACAAGAACAUUUGCAGAAGGAGGUGUUCCUGCUGGUCAGAGCCCCAUGCAGCGAAAGAGACCACACUCUCCUGUACCCAGCUGUAUGUCCAUGAAGAGUGACUGGUCCAUGGAUCAACCAUUGCAAUUUGCAGGAGGAGGUGUUCCUGCUGGUCAGAGCCCAAAGAGGAAGAUGAGGUCCCACUCACCUACAUUCAGUGAUUGUUCGUCCAAAGAUUGGCCAAUCAACCCUACAGGAGGAGACUCAUCUAUUGAAGUAUAUCAGCAGAUCCACAAAUCCCACCUACAGAAGAAGUUUCAGUCUCUGAUUGAGGGAAUCCCACAGCAGAGAGACACCAGACUCCUCCAUGAGAUCUACACAGACCUCUACAUUACAGAGGGGGGAGAAGGAGAGAUCAAUGAUGAACAUGAGGUCAGACAGAUAGAGAGGGCAUCCUGGAGAGAAGCAGCACAAGGCAGUCCAAUCAAAUGCAGUGACUUAUUUAAACUCUCACCGGAAGAGGAAAGACGCAGAAAAGAACGCUUCCUGAAAGAGGAGAGACGCAGAAAAGAUGAGGCAGAAAAGAAAGGCAGAAUCUUUAACCCCAAACAGUACAAACCCCUCAGAACAGUGCUGACAAAGGGAGUGGCUGGCAUUGGAAAAACAGUCUCUGUGCAGAAGUUCAUUCUGGACUGGGCUGAAGGAACAGCUAAUCAGGAUAUCCACUUCAUAUAUCCUCUUCCUUUCCGGGAGCUGAACCUGAUGAAGGAGAAGAAACUCAGUCUGAUGGAUCUUAUUCAGCACUUCUUCCCUGAAAUCAAAGAUCCCAGAGUCUUCACCAGUUCAGCACACAGAGUCAUGUUCAUCUUUGAUGGUCUGGAUGAGUGUCGACUUCCUCUACAUUUCCACUCCAACCCGACCUGUUGUGAUGUGACAGCACCAGCCUCAGUGGACGUACUGCUAACGAACCUCAUCAAGGGGGAUCUGCUUCCCUCUGCUCUCCUCUGGAUCACCACCCGACCAGCAGCAGCCAAUCAGAUCCCUCCUGAGUGUGUGGAUCGGGUGACAGAAAUAAGGGGAUUCAAUGACCCACAGAAAGAUGAGUACUUCAGGAAGAGAAUCAGUGAUGAGAACCUUUUCAACAAAACCAUCACACACCUGAAGUCAUCCAGGAGCCUCUACAUCAUGUGCCACAUUCCAGUCUUCUGCUGGAUUUCAGCCACUGUUGUAGAGUGCACAUCAAAAGAAUCAGACAAAGUAGAAAUGCCAAGGACUCUGACUCAAAUGUACACACACUUCCUGAUCAUCCAGACAAGCGUGAAAAAUGUCAAGUACACAGAGAGAAAAGAGACAAAUGAAGAGGUGAUUUUCAAACUGGGGAAACUGGCUUUCCAACAGCUGGAGAAAGGUAACCUGAUCUUCUAUGAGGAAGACUUGAGUGAGUGUGGCAUUGACAUCACAGAAGCAUCAGUGUACUCAGGAGUGUGUACUCAGAUCUUCAGAGAGGAGGCUGGGCUGUACCAGGGGAAGGUGUUCAGCUUUGUGCAUCUGAGCAUCCAGGAGUUUCUUGCAGCUCUCUAUGUGUUCCUCUGUUUCAGCAACAGACAGAGAAACAUGCCUGACCAACAACAAACCUCUCAGCUCUCUGCUUUGUUAGGAGUUACAACACUUUAUGACCUACACAAGACUGCAGUGGACCUGGCCUUACAGAGUAAGAAUGGACACCUGGACCUUUUCCUCCGCUUCCUUCUGGGCCUCUCACUGGGCUCCAAUCAAAAUCUCUUAAAGCACCUACUGCCACAGAGUAGCAGCCAAUCAGAUAGCUCAGAGCAAACAGUGCAGUAUGUCAAACAGAAGAUCAGAGAUCAGAGUAGCUCAUACAGAAGGAUCAACCUGUUCUACUGUCUGAAUGAGCUGAAUCACCAUGCUGUAGUGGAACACAAAAAGAGCUCAGUAGAUCUGCAUGUAGAGAUGCUCUUACCAGGACGGUGGAAUACUCAGAGAUUUCCUUUUAAGAUGUCAGAAGAGCAGCUGGCUGAGGUUGACCUGCAGAAGUACAUGGGGACUCCAGAGGAAGAUCAGACUGAACUCCUCAGUCCAGAUGAAGUUAUUCAGAAGCUGGUGCCAGUGAUCACAACAUGUACAUCAGCUAAGCUGGAGAUGUGUAAUCUGACUGAGAAGAGCUGUUCCUAUCUGGCCUCUGCCCUGACCGCACACUCCUCAAGUCUCAGACUGCUGGACCUGACUGACAAUAAGCUGCUGGACUCAGGAGUGGAACUGUUAUGUUCUGCACUUUGUCAUCAAAACUGCAAACUGAAAGAACUACACCUAUGGUACUGUGAUCUGACUGAGAAGAGCUGUUCCUAUCUGGCCUCUGCCCUGACCGCACACUCCUCAAGUCUCAGACUGCUGAACCUGAGUGAGAAUAAGCUGCUGGACUCAGGAGUGGAACUUUUAUGUUCUGCACUUUGUCAUCACAACUGCAAACUGGAGGAACUAGACCUACCGUGGUGUUGGCUGACUGAUAAGGGCUGUUCCUAUCUGGCCUCUGCUGUGUCCACACACUCCUCAAGUCUCAGAGUGCUGCACCUGAGUCCCAAUAAGCGGAUUAGUGCAUCAACUGUAGAGCAGCUCUCUGCUCUAGUGGAGGACCCACACUGUAAACUGGAGAAACUAGAGUGGGAGGAAGAUGAUGAUUCGGAGGAGGAAGAUGAUGAUGGUAGCGAGGAAGAUGAGGAGGAGAAAGACGAUGAUGGGGAGGAAGAUGAUGAUGAGGAGGAGAAAGAUGAUUUGGAGGAAGAUGACGAUGAGGAGGAGGAGGAUUGAGGAGCUCAUUAAGUGACCUUUUACACACACACACACACACACACACACACACACACACACACACACACACACAUACAGACACACACACACACACACACACACACACACAUACACACUGAUCAGCCAAAGAUGAUUGACAGCAUGCAGCAUGGACUCAGCAGACAUAAGAGACUCUCACACAUGCACAGAUGUCCAUGUGGACUGGGGUGAACACUGUGUGAAUGUCCAUAUCUGUUGAAGCUGUUCACUAUUGUUUUGUCAUGAUAUCAGAUGGACAUGUGGGUUGGACAAUGUAUAAAAUUCAGUAUCUGUUGUAAAAUAUGAAAUUAAAUAAACUUAUUUGAUGGUG